UGACCUCUGACCCCCCGUGUGUCGCGUUGCAGGGAGACGAUCUCUCGAAUCACGGGUGGCAUGAAGGUGAAGGCCGACCGUGACGAGGCGUCGCCGUACGCCGCCAUGUUGGCCGCCCAGGACGUCGCCGAACGAUGCAAGGUUCUCGGCGUCACCGCACUGCACAUCAAGCUGCGCGCCACCGGCGGAAACAAGACAAAGACCCCGGGACCAGGUUCUCAGUCUGCUCUGCGUGCCCUGGCGCGAUCCGGCAUGAAGAUAGGACGCAUCGAGGAUGUCACCCCCAUCCCGUCGGACAGCACGCGUAGAAAGGGAGGUCGACGUGGUAGAAGAUUGUAAAGUUCUCUGUAUGAUGCAGCCGGGUGUAAAGUAAAUAAAAUUCUACUCAGCAAGAACACCGUAA
Messenger RNA from Priapulus caudatus, 403 nucleotides. RefSeq names its product 40S ribosomal protein S14. The transcript has 3 exons. Gene Ontology annotation, cellular component: cytosolic small ribosomal subunit; ribosome. Gene Ontology annotation, molecular function: structural constituent of ribosome; small ribosomal subunit rRNA binding; mRNA 5'-UTR binding. NCBI's taxonomy places the organism in Eukaryota, Metazoa, Priapulida, Priapulimorpha, Priapulimorphida, Priapulidae. Gene Ontology annotation, biological process: ribosomal small subunit assembly; maturation of SSU-rRNA from tricistronic rRNA transcript (SSU-rRNA, 5.8S rRNA, LSU-rRNA); translation. The record is from RefSeq and is a predicted model, not a curated record. Bases 61 to 339 code for a protein of 92 amino acids.